AUUCACUCGCUUCUCUAAGCUCGUCUUUAUCUUUUUUUUUGCUUCCCUUUUUCCUCCAAAUUUAAUCCUUCGAUUUUCUCUUCCCAUUUUCCCAGCGUUAUGACCCUCACACGACGUUACCAAAUCUAUAUCUUUUUAUGGAAAUUUAUUAGGGUAAUUCGAAAUUAGAAAACCGCCAUUUUUGAAUCAGUUCAAUUCUUCUUGUUCUCGGGAGUAUAUUGUUGUUAAGUUGCUGGAAGAGUUGAAAGCUAAUGGAAGUUUCAUUGAAAUGUUGGUUUCUGUUCGAUUUUUACACUUCUGCUGUUUAAGUUUUUUUUUUCAUUACAAUUGAUGCUCACUGUAGAGGAAGAGUGAAGUUUGGCGUUGGGUUUAGUCUAGAUUUGUAGAUUCAGCAACGGUCUCUUUUGAUUGUCUGAACUUUUCACCGGCGAAAUCGGGGUUUUGUUUUUUAUACUCUGUUGUUUUCUUUGAUAGCUUGAUUCAUAGCAUCAAUCUUAUUUCAGUCCGUCGUUGAUACCGUUUUGCUUGAUACUGUGUUUAUAUUAGCGACUAGAAAACUAGUGGCAGCGUUGGAUAUUGAAGUUAUUUUGUAGGAAAUGGCUUGUGAAGCUAUAAAACUGUGGACUUUUAAUGGAUUAGUAGCUGCAUUUCUUGAUCUUGGUAUAGCUUUUUUAUUAUUAAGUGCAUCAAGUCUUGUUUUCUUUACAUCCAAAUUUCUGGCAUUGUUUGGAUUAUGUCUGCCUUGCCCUUGUGAUGGGCUAUUUGGGAACCUUAGUAGUGAUCACUGCUUCCAAAAGUUACUGGUGGAUCGUUCGUCUAGAAAAAUAUCUUCAGUCGUGCAUUCUACUAGAGAAAAGUUCCCAUUAGAUUCCUUGUUGGAUGGACCAAAAUGUUGUUCUAAGUCAAUGUUGGUUCACGAAAGGAAUGUCAAGGGGGAUCGUGUUGAAUUGGAAGGUGAAGCGUCAGGUAGUUCCUCUUUUAAAAUCAGAUCACCACAAGCUAUGGUUUAUGGAGACUAUCCCAGUGUCAAUGAAUUGCAUUGUGGGGAUGGUGGGGAUCGCAGGAAGGUCAUAUCAGCAUCUUCGUAUGUCAUUUCGCAGGCGGAUGUGGAACUUGAAGACCUUUCUCGUUCUCCUUCAAGCUUCAGUGGAUUUGGGAAUGACAAUACCGAGGAUGAUGGGUUCUUUUCUGUUGAUUCUGGAGAUGAAAGGGAGGAUUCAUCAGACAACAGCGAUCAAUAUAAAGUAUUUCCGGAUCUUGAACUAGAUGAUUCUUGUGAUGAGAAAAUAUGUGCAGAGAUGUGUGAAGCCUCUGUUGCAGAGGCUGGGAACAGCUGCAGAAGGGAGUUACGCUUGGAUGGUAAUGAGAGUGAUACAAUCAAACAAUUGGAACAAGCACUUGAAGAAGAACAGUCGGUUCGUGCUGCCUUGUACCUGGAGCUUGAGAAAGAGAGAAGUGCUGCUGCCACCGCUGCUGAUGAGGCCAUGGCCAUGAUAUUACGUCUUCAGGAGGAGAAGGCAUCUAUAGAAAUGGAUGCUAGGCAAUAUCAGAGGAUGAUAGAGGAGAAGACUGCUUAUGAUGCUGAAGAAAUGAGUAUUCUUAAAGAAAUUCUAGUGAGGAGGGAGCGGGAAAUGCAUUUUCUAGAGAAGGAAAUCGAAGCUUUACGGACAAGUUUCUUUGAGUAUGACGGAGUAGGUGUUGAUAUGCUUGACUCGGAAGUUACACCCCCAAGGGCCCCUUCUUUCACCUAUCCAACUGAAGAUCCAUGUAUUAAUAUAUUCAACAAAAAACAUUCUUUGCAACAUGAGAUACCAUCAGUGGGAUCACAAAAAUUAACUUUUGAGUUUGGGGAAGAGUCGCCAUCUAUUGGAGCGGAUGAAACUGCUGAUGCUGCAAAAGCUAGGGGGAUGUUGUUGCUCCAAGUUCCUGAUAUCUACAAGGGUAGUGAAGAGAUUGACUAUGAGUUACAAGGUAAGGACAUGGUAGAGGAUGAAAAUUUAUACGUUGUACCAGGAAAAGUAACUGAAUUAGAGCCAUAUUUGCAAAGCAAUGAGUCAAAUGCUCUAGGUAAGGUUGAGAAAUGCACGGAAUUGAUUGCAGAUGAACAAGAAGUCCACGAAGUGUCAUAUGAUGGGUUGGCUUUUGCUAAAACAACUCUUCCUUGUCAUGAAAAGAAUGGUGACCAUCAACGAACAAGAGAUCUCUACUCUGUGAACAAUACAGAUCCCCAUCUUCAUGAUAUUCAUGUUGUUGAAGAUGAAGCUAAAACUUCAAAUGAAGCAGUUGAUAAUGCAAGUGAAGAACCUUUGGUCAAUGGUACCUCGAAUAUUCCAGGUAAAUGUGACAGUCCAUCCUUCAGUUUGUUGCAGAAUGAACUAGACUUCACGAGAAGCAGCUCAGAUGCCUCUGGAAGAUUUCCACCAAUUGCUCGUUCUCGAAGCCAUUCCAUGCGAUCACAAUUGCGUAGAAACUCGAUGUCUGCAGUUGAUUAUGAAAGGUCAAAAAUUGGCAAUGAAGUUGAGUGGCUCAGAGGAAGGCUAAAGAUUGUUCAAGAGGGAAGAGAAAAACUCAAGUUCUCUGUGGAGCACAAAGAGAAGGAAAGCAAUCAGUUUCAACUUUUAGAAAACAUAACAAAUCAACAUCGCGAAAUCCGACAACUAACGGAUCCUGGAAAGGCAUCUCUCCAGGCUCCACUGCCUCCAUCCUCAAAGGAUGUGUCAAAGAAGCGUUGCUGGCGAAGUUCGUCCUUGAGCGUUCACAGAAGCAGCUAACUAGUUUGAAACUCUCACGUAUAAGAAACAAUAAGAAAAUAACGAAACACCAUAGCAGAUCAUAUGAUAAAGCAUCCUCCAGGUUAGAAAUUCUAGUCCUCUUUCCCCACUGUCAUAAAAGACUACAAAUCAUUUGUAAAUUAGGAAUAACUUGACAUGUUAUGUCUUAUAGUUUGACAGGUUAUACCUUCUGUACAUUCUCUUAAAAAGUUCUGAUGCGGCUGAUAAAACGUAGUUACCAUAUUUAUGUCUGUUUAGAUGCAUGAGCAUAAGUUGGUAAAACAUGCUUCUUGUUAUUAAACCUGUAGAAGCAGUAACCAUAUUUGAUUGUUUGGUCUAUUCAAAUAGCUUGUUUGGUCUAUUCAAAUAGCUUUUUCGACGUU
Molecule: messenger RNA, 3154 nt
Organism: Cucumis sativus (cucumber)
Lineage: Eukaryota; Viridiplantae; Streptophyta; Magnoliopsida; Cucurbitales; Cucurbitaceae
Exons: 3
Coding region: 597-2771 (724 amino acids)
Source: RefSeq, a predicted model, not a curated record